AUGACGCGCCGCGUCGCGCGCGCUGCGCUGGCCUGCGCCGCGGUCGGCGCUCGGGCGCAAUUCUGCGAGGUGACGAUCCAGGUCGACGGCGCGGGCGUAGGCCUCGCCUUCGCGGACGAUGCGGAGCUCGACGCCGCCGUGCGCGGGUUCGUGGCCCGCUUCGCGCUGCCCCUCGACCAAAUGGGCUGCGCCGACGACGGUUGCGCCGUCGAGUACAUCAAGGCGCACGCGCGCCUGAACGCCGCCUGCGACGCCGCGCCCUACGGCGACGCCGCGGCGUCCGACGUGGACGCCGCGUCUCCUGACGACGCUGCGCCUCUGGACGACGACAACGCCGCGCGGUCCGAGCCCGGCGCCGCGGCUCUGGACGACGACGAUGCCGCGCGGUCCGAGCCCGACGCUGCGCGUCUGGACGACGACAACGCCGCGCGGUCCGAGCCCGGCGCCGCGGCUCUGGACGACGACGAUGCCGCGCGGUCCGAGCCCGACGCCGCGGCUCUGGACGACGACGAUGCCGCGCGGUCCGAGCCCGACGCCGCGGCGGACGCCGGUGAGCGCGAGGCCUCGGCCGAGGCCGCGCCGGCCGGAGCGGCGGCGCUCCUCCCGUCGACGCUCGAGGACUACGUGACCCUGUGGAUGGUCGCGUGGUCCGCGUGCUUCGCCGUCGCCGCGGUGGUCGCGGCGCUCGAUCGCGCGCUCGACCUCCGCGUCGAAGACCGGUGCCCGCGCUUCCGGCGGGCCUUCUCGCUGCCGCGCGGCGCGCGGCGCUGGCUCCUCGCGACGGGCGGUUUUGCGGCGUUGCUGGACGCGCGCGGGAACCUGCUGCCGAACCUGCACGACGCGCUCCACGGCCCCGGGGGGCUCUGCCGCGUCGGCGCCGUGGGCCACGCGUCGCUCCACGACCUCAAGGUCGAGGGCGCGUCCUACGCCCUCUACGCGCUCGAGGCGGCGCUCGGCGCGGCGCAGCUCUUCGCGGCGUCGAUGGAUGCGCCGGCGAGCCCGCUCCGGGAGACCCUGCUCUGGGUGUUGCUGCAUUCGUCGGAGCGCGCGUGCUCCGAGUCGCACGGCCUGGGCAAGCAGUGGGCGUACGCGGCGCUCGUCCAGCUCUGGGUCGCCCUCACGCCCGACGACCCGGGGCCGAGCGCGGGCGCCGUCGGCGUCCUCUUUCAGAUCUGGGCCACGCACGCCUUCUCGGGCGCCGAGAAGGCCGGUCUCGGGCGCGAGGCGUGGGUGCGGACGGGCGGCGCGCUGCGCGCAGCGCUGUCGAUGCCCGUCUAUGCGGCGCCGCUCGGCGCCCGCGCCGCGCGCGCGAUGCCCCCGAGGCUUGGGGGGUUUUUGACGCGCGGCGCCGUCCUGUUCGAGCUCGGUUUGGGACCGCUGCUCCUGGUGCGGCGCCGCGCGGUCGGGGCGGCGCUGGUUCUCUUCCACGGCGUCAACCUGUGGACGCUCGCGAUCUUCGAGUUCCCCCUCGUCGCCCUGGGCGCGAGCGCGCCGCUCCUGCUCGCACCGCCGCCGCCGCCGCGAGGAGAAAAUGGACGCCGCGGCGGCCGCGUCCAAGCCUCGCUGGCCGCGCUCCUGGUCUACGCGAACGCGCGCGUCCUCUGCGCGUCGUGCAACGCGACGCUGAAGUCGAGGUAUGCGGGCGCCCUGGAGCUUCCGGCGUCCGCGCGGCGCUUCCUCGGGUUGCUGGCCAUCGACCAGAACUGGCCCCUCUUCGCCCAGGUCUGGCAGCCCUGCACGUUCCGGGUCCACACGACGCUGGCGUCGGGCGACCAUGCGAGCGCCUACGACUGGCUCGCGGGCGGCGACGUUGCGAUGUCCGCGGCCGGCGAGUCGCUUCUCGAAUUCGCGAACCGCGACUUUGGCGCCAGGCCCCACUCGGUCUGGGGCGGCAUCUGGGGCUGGAGCGCGAUGGGGAGCGCCCAUCUGCACGGCCUGCUGCAAGGCCACCUGCGCACGGACACGCGCGUCCAGCGCCGAGUCUGCGACUCGCUCCUGGCCGCGCCGCCGCGCGAUGACGCCGAGGUCCGGCCCGACGGCGAGAUCCGCGCGACGUUCCAGUUCACAUGGCGCGGGGCCCAGCGGUCGUUCACCGUCGCCGUGCCCGGCGGGGGCACGCUCUGGUCCGCGCGCGACGCGUCGCGGGACGUCGCCGCCGUCUGCGACGACGCGGGUGUGCCCGCGGUAGGGUUAGGGUUAGGGUUAGGUUUAGGGUUAGGGUUAGGGUUAGGGUUAGGUUUAGGGUUAGGGUUAGGGUUAGGGUUAGGGUUAGGGUUAGGGUUAGGGUUAGGGUUAGGGUUAGGGUUAGGGUUAGGGUUAGGGUUAGGGUUAGGGUUAGGGUUAGGGUUAGGGUUAGGGUUAGGGUUAGGGUUAGGGUUAGGGUUAGGGUUAGGGUUAGGGUUAGGGUUAGGGUUAGGGUUAGGGUUAGGGUUAGGGUUAGGGUUAGGGUUAGGGUUAGGGUUAGGGUUAGGGUUAGGGUUAGGGUUAGGGUUAGGGUUAGGGUUAGGGUUAGGGUUAGGGUUAGGGUUAGGGUUAGGGUUAGGGUUAGGGUUAGGGUUAGGGUUAGGGUUAGGGUUAGGGUUAGGGUUAGGGUUAGG
Aureococcus anophagefferens is the source of this 2597-nucleotide messenger RNA. RefSeq lists its product as hypothetical. The record is from RefSeq and is a predicted model, not a curated record. Lineage: Eukaryota; Pelagophyceae; Pelagomonadales; Pelagomonadaceae. The annotation marks the transcript as partial. The transcript has 2 exons.